This is a messenger RNA of Penicillium verrucosum, 6102 nucleotides long. RefSeq lists its product as uncharacterized. The coding region runs from base 1 to 6102 and encodes 2033 amino acids. Gene Ontology annotation, biological process: RNA export from nucleus; post-transcriptional tethering of RNA polymerase II gene DNA at nuclear periphery; protein import into nucleus. The transcript has 6 exons. NCBI's taxonomy places the organism in Eukaryota, Fungi, Ascomycota, Eurotiomycetes, Eurotiales, Aspergillaceae. Gene Ontology annotation, molecular function: structural constituent of nuclear pore. Gene Ontology annotation, cellular component: nuclear pore; nuclear pore cytoplasmic filaments. The record is from RefSeq and is a predicted model, not a curated record.
AUGUCUUUCGGAUUUGGAGGGUUCGGCCAGAACAACCAAAGCAGCGGCUUUGGCACUGGCACUGGCUCUGCCUUCGGAGCUGGCACCAACACUGGUGGAGGAUUUGGCUCGACAGCAUCCCCGUUCGGAGGCGCCACUACUGGAACUUCAGGCGCUUUCGGUGGCGGCGCUUCCAACACAUCUACUGGCUUCGGAUCUGGUUCCGGCACUGGCGGAGCAUUCGGAACCAAUACUGCAGCCCAACAACCUAAUUCCCUUUUCGGCAGCCAAACUCGCCCCGGUGGAUUUGGCACUACCAACACUUCUAACAGCGGAUCUCUCUUCGGAGGAGGUACUCAGACUGCUGGCACCACCGGCGGCUUCGGUACUGGUGGAGGAUUCGGUUCUACCGGCACCACUGGCGGCUUUGGCGCCAAUGCCACUGCAGCCCCCACGGGUGGAAGCCUUUUCGGCGGCGCCAAGCCCACGGGCUUUGGCACAUCGGCUACUGGCACUGGCGGAUUCGGCACUAGCGGUGGCUUCGGAUCUACUGCUGCCCCCACCACAACCCCCAGCACAGGCUUUGGUGGCUCAGGUACUGCCUUCCAAGGAGCUCUACCUAACUGCGAAGGUACUGGCGGCACCCCGUUCACUCCCUGGAACGAGAAGGAUACCGGCUCAGCCAACGUCACGAACCACUAUCAAAGCAUUUGCUUUAUGCAACCCUACAAUAAAUGGUCUUUCGAGGAGCUGCGCCUAGCGGAUUACCAACAAGGUCGCCGUUUCGGCAACGGCAGUGGCCAAGCCGGUGGCUUUGGUGCUCCUGCUUUCGGCAACGCCACUACUGGUGGAUUUGGUCAGCAAAACACUACGGCUACUCCUGGUGGCUUUGGCGCUAGCACCACUCCCUUCGGAGGGGCUGCCACAACUGCCCCAACCGGCUUCGGUACAACCCAGACCGCAGGUGGAUUCGGCUCCACUGGUUCUAACCCAUUGUUCGGCGGAGCAGCCAAACCAGCAACUUCUUUAUUCGGCGGUGGAACUACUCCUGCAGCUUCAUCUGGAGGGGGGCUCUUUGGUGGUGCCACACAGACCGCUGGUGGCUUUGGAAGCAACACCGGCACUGGAACAGGAACUGGAUCGGCAUUCGGCAACACCGGCGGCGGGUCUAUGUUCGGUGCCAACAACCAGCAGCAGCAGAACAAGCCCGCAUUUGGCGCUGCCGGUACAACUGGCGGUGGCGCCUUUGGUGGUUUCGGUAAUGCCCAAACAACUACUGCCGCGAAUCCGUUCGGAGCUUCGACCGCCACAGCCUCACCCUUUGGUGGCGGAACUCAGCAGCCAGCAACAAGUGCCUUCGGUGGUUUCGGUGGUGCAGCCCAACAGAACCAAGCUCAAACUCAACCCAAGUCGAUGUUUGGCGGUGGUGGAUUUGGCGCUGGCACCCAGCAACAGGGAACUGGCACAGGUUUGCUCGGCGGCACCGCUGGCACUACUCCAGCUGCCGGAUCUUCGCUCUUUGGUGGAGCCCAGCAGCAGCCUCAGCAGGCAGGUAGCUCACUCUUCGGUGGAGCACAGCAGCAACCCCAGCAGGCAGGCAGCUCACUUUUCGGUGGCCAAAAUCAGCAGCAGCAAAAGCCCGGUGGUCUCUUCGGAUCUACCCCAGCUCCCGCCGCAGGUGGUUUCUCUGGCUUCGGUGCCUCGCAGCCCCAGCCAGCCGCUGGCGGUAGUAGCUUGUUCAACACACAGAAUCAACAGCAGCAGAAGCCCGGUGGUCUCUUCGGAUCUACCCCAGCUCCCGGCGGUAGCAUGUUUGGCGGUGGUCAAACCACCACUGGCCAAGGUGCCGGCUCUUCGCUCUUCGGUGGUCAAAGCCAGCAGCCUCAGGCGGGUGGUGGUCUAGGUGUUAGUGCUUUCGGCGCCUCAAUGCCCGGACAACAGUCUCAGCCUGCCCCUGGUAGCUUCCAAGCAUCGCUCCUUGAUGGAAACCCAUAUGGAAGCCAGUCCAUCUUCUCUGGUCUUCCUGCCCCUGGUGGAUCGGCUCCCGGUCCCCUUGCCACGCCGCUGUCUUCCAGCAUGAAGCAAAAGCAACGAACUCCAUUGCCGGUCUACAGAAUUACCCCCAACGCUGCCAAUCGUCUGAUUACCCCUCCGAAGCGUGGAUACGGUUUCUCCUACUCUACGUACGGUUCUCCCUCUGGCAACACUGGUACCCCAUCUGGUCUUGGUAGCAGCUUGUUGGGUGCUGGUGGCGGCGGUAACAGUCUCCGCGGUAGCGUCAAUGGCAGCAUUGGCCGUACCUUUAGCAAGAGUUACUCCACUAGCAACCUUCGCAAGACCUUCGACCCGGAGGCGGACAGCAUUCUUUCUCCCGGUUCCCUGCAGGCUGGCAGCGCACGUGGCGGCAGCAACCUCAAGCGUCUCACUAUCAACCGUGGUCUGAGAAACGAAAUAUUAUCGACCUCUACUCGCACUUCCCCGGCCCCUCUUCUCACCAACGGAGAAGAUGCUGCUCAGUCUGCCGACAAGCUGAAGAAAAAGGUUAGCUUCGACUCUAAUACCAACGGGCUCAACGGCGGAGACCUUGUUCGCGCUGAAGCUCAAAGUCCCGGUCCCGAACCGUCUGCUGAGGAGCUUGGCUUCCUUCGCUCUGUGCGCAAGAGCGGUAGCCUCAAUGGUUUCGAUGCCACCGGCACUUCCGAUCGUCCUGAGACGGAGUCCGUCCGCCGGGAGCUUGCUGUUGUCCCCGAAAACGCACCGCAAACAACCAACGGUGCUACCGUUAAACGCCUUACGUUCAUCCCUGGCGGUGACCCACGGCCUGGUGAGUACUGGAUGCAGCCUUCUCGUGCCGAGCUUAGCCGAUUGAGCCGCGACCAGCUCAAACAAGUCGUCGACUUCACCGUUGGACGUCAAAACUGUGGAUCUGUCACUUUCAACGGCCCCGUUGAUCUGACUACCCUUGAUCUGGACAACCUUUUCUCCAAUGUUGUGGAUAUCGGUCUUCGCAAGAUUACUGUCUACCCCGAGGAAUCCGUCAAGCCUGCCAGAGGCAAAGGACUUAACGUGCCAUCUACCCUCCGGAUUGAGAACUCCUGGCCCCGUGGUAGAGAUAAGAAGAGCAACUCCCCUGUCACUAGUGGUCCUCUGUUCGACAAACACAUUGACCGUCUGCAGAAGGUUGGCGAUACCGAGUUCGUUAACUACGAGACUGAGACUGGAACCUGGGUUUUCAAGGUGGCUCAUUUCACUACAUAUGGCCUUGACUACGAUGAAGAGGAAGGUGAGAGUCUUGACCAGAGCACCAUGAGUGCCCAGGGCCCUGAUCACCCUACCCCCAGGGCUCACUUCAACCAGUCCACGAAUUUCGAUCAGUCCACCACCUUCUCCAUUGACGAGUCCUUCGUCGGUUCUAUGACUGGAGUUGAAGAUGAUACAUUCGAUUUCAAGAAGCGCAAGCUGGUUCCUGGCUCUUUCGCUAACCAGGCCAUGCCUGUGGAGGAUGAUUAUUUUUCUGAGGGUGAAACCGAGUCUUUUUUAGAGGAAGGCUCCACGGGUUCGACUACUGAGAACGACGACGACGUCGUCACCGAGAGCCAACAGUCUGGCGAUUCGGUAGUUGGAUCAGAUGAGGCAGAUGAAAUGGAUAUGGCGGGCGCCUUUCCGACUCCUCAUCGCACCGUGGAGCGGGACGACUACCAGAGCACCAAUGGUGAUCUGGAUACCACUUAUCCUAUCUCAAAGCACUUCGACAGUCCUGCGAGGCCUCAGCUUGAUCUUAGUGGCGACUGGGCUGAGCAGCUGCAGCGCACCAUCAGUCCUCGCAAGCAGAAUCGUGACGCCUUGCGUGAAAUGCAGGCAAACGCUUUCCUUGACCGCAACCUCGUGAACGAUGAAUCUCCCACUGCCACUGCGACAUCCCCUGCGAAGAAAGGUUUCUCGAACAGCAUUGAUCUUAUGAACUCUUUGUUCCAGCAGCCGCGCAAGCAAGCUGCCCCUUCUCCGCUAAAGGCUGCUAAGGCCCCCCAAAGGGCUUUGAGGUUAGAACUCCUUUCUUAUGUUCACACUGAUUAUCAUUCCCUUUGUUUUCCCCUUGUGUCACUGCAUCAUUGGCCCUACAACAAGCAACCUAAGACCUUUGCUGGCGAUACGGCACAAAUGAGCGAAUCCGACGCCGCUUUCCAUGACUCUUUCAAACCUCGCUGGGGUCCCAUGGACUCCCUUGUCUGCGCGAAAAACGAUAUGGAGGACACAAUCUUGGGGGUGAACCAGACCUGGAAAGAAAGUUUCUCCGUUUUCAGCGAAGAGCGUGAUAUUGCAGUGAUGACUUACAACCAAUCUGGCGAGGUCAGAGAAAUGCUUGAUGUCCAGCGACUUCAGUCCUCUAUCCAGCGUGUCGACGGCACUCCUUUCGUUCGUAUGGCUAAGGUCGACCUGUCGCAGUUCCCUCUUUCGCCGUCUACCCGUUCCCAGUCGGAGGAAGAGCGCUUGGUUUGGCAGCUUCUCAACAUUCUUUUUAAUGACGAUAUUGAAGACGACAUCUCAGCGGGUGUACCGCCGCGUCUACGACAACAAUUUGCACACCGGAUCAAGAAGGACCGACUCUCACGUCUUUGGGAAGGUAUUAUUCGUGAAAAGCACUCCCAAACCUUGGAUCUGAUUCGCUCCCCUGUGGAACGCGCCGUUCAUCUGAUUUGUUCGCACCGAGUGGAGGAAGCUUGUAAGACACUGAUCGAGAGUCAAAAUCCCCAUCUGGCGACUAUUGUCGCACAGAUUGGCCGCGAUGCUACCUCCCAGGCCGACAUCGCGAACCAGAUCGAUAUUUGGCGUGAGACCAAUGUCCUCUCAGAGAUCACUGAACCCACUCGAGCCCUUUACGAACUUGUCGCUGGAAAUGCUCUCCGCAGCGAGGGCAAAUCGGGCGGUGCACUUGAAGACCGGGCCUCCAGCUUUAGCUUCACCGAACGCUUCGAUCUAGAUUGGUUCCAGGCGUUUGGUCUUCGUCUAUGGUAUUGCACCGCUGAAGAUGAGCCAAUUGAGGUGGCUGUUGCCAAGUUCCUUGAGGACUUGGCUACCGGGCAAGAAACCGCCUUCCCGCACCCGUCACACCAUGCCAGUGCACAUGCAGUCCUGCAGCCUGGCACUGAUACACUUGGCCGCGAAUCUCCUCUUUGGGUUCUACUCAGGGCCUUCUCAGUGAUUCAAGGCCGCAGCACCCAAUCCAUUCAAUUCCCAGCAUCUUUCCUUCCCGAAUCCGUCUCCGGUGAUCGUCUCUCCAACCGUCUCUCCUUCCAGCUACACCACGUUCUCGCUGCGACGGUCGGACAAAACCAGGCCAUCAAAAUCGACCAACACCUAGCCGAUCAACUCGUCUGGGACUUUGCUUCCGAACUCAGCGCAGGUGGAAAACUCGAUCAAGCACUAUUCGUCCUCUUGCACCUCUCUCAAGCCAACGACCGCAAACGCACCGUCCAAGAAACUCUCGCCCGCUUCGCUGCUCAACUCCCCGAUCCCUUCGCUGCCGACGCUUCCUCCCACCCAGCAUGGCAAUAUCUCAUUACCGAGCUUCAGCUUCCCGAGGCCUGGAUCUGGGUUGCCAAGGCCCUGCAUGCUCGCGACAUCGGCGACGCCGCCCGUGAGGUCGACUGUCUUAUUCGCGGCAAGCACUGGAACGACGCCCACGCCACAUUCUGUCGCAUCGUCGGUCCAAGCACCAUCAUCGAAGGCGAUUACCGUACCCUCGAGGCUCUUGUCUCCGGCUUCGGCGACGGGCCCGAGCGUAAAAUGCGCGGCUGGUCUUCUGGUGGCGGUGUCUACGAAGAUUUCCUCCGUUUGGUCAAUUCCACUAGCGGCCGACGUGAUCCAACUCGUCUGAACCGCUUGGUCAAUGCUCUUGUUACAAUGGGUGAUCGGGUCCAGGGAUCUAGUCUGGAAGGACUGGAGGAACGUGUUGCAUUCAAGGAGAUGAGCCGGGCUGUCGCCGGCUGGAUUACGCACGAGGAUGUUCAUUCUGUUGAAUCCUCUGCUGUCCUAGGCCUGCCCUUGACAGGCGAUGCUCGUGUGUUGCAGACCGCAGAGAUGAGCCGUCGGUACUACGGUGUCAUCAUGGCGGGUGGCUACUAA